This is a messenger RNA of Torulaspora delbrueckii, 807 nucleotides long. RefSeq names its product anaphase promoting complex subunit 9 (gene APC9). Bases 1 to 807 code for a protein of 268 amino acids. The record is from RefSeq and is a predicted model, not a curated record. The transcript has a single exon. Gene Ontology annotation, cellular component: anaphase-promoting complex. NCBI's taxonomy places the organism in Eukaryota, Fungi, Ascomycota, Saccharomycetes, Saccharomycetales, Saccharomycetaceae.
AUGCCAAGAGCUCAUAGAGUGAACGAGCAUUUUCCAGAUGACGAAUCCUCCGCAACAGAUCAAGGGCUUUUUCAUUUACCUUCGUUACCUCCUUGGAAGACACCAAAACUUAAAGGUCCUCACCAUUCUUCGAGCAAGCACCACUAUGCUACCCCAUUGAAAGGUUCAGCUUCACUACUCGUUUAUCACUCACAUGAAGGCAAUGAAUCUCAAGAAGACGUUGGAGAUUCUGGUCUUACCGAUGGAAUACUGAACAUAAAGGGCCUUAAGGACCACAACGAUCUCGAUUACGACUACAAACCGUUAUUACGAAAACAUUUAAUAGCAGAAAGCAAGUUACGUGAUCUCUUACAGUCUGAAAGGGCUGCUCAUUGUCUCAUAUUCCACAAGAAAGGCCAUGCCGGUGACAUGACUACUUACAGGCCGGACCUCGAAUGGGAAUGCUCAGACUACGAAGAUGAGCCAGAUAUUGACGACAAUGGAUCGGUAUUGCAGGGUAUACCAGGAUGCAGCAAAGAGGAUGUGAACUACUUAAUAAACAAGAAUUUCAUGUCGCAGAGACCAAAUGUACGAAAAUAUGAUGAGAUUCUUAGUAGGAAGGUCAAUGGUCUCAAAAGAUUCUGGGGAUACUCAGAUCUUACCAGCACUUUGAGCAGGAAACAUAUCCACGAACAAUUCCGCCAUCUCACUGAUGAAAUGUUCAUCAUCGCUGCAACGAAGAUCGAUCUCAAGAAUCUACAUAAGGAGGCUCCCAAAGUUGGAGGAAGCUCGACACCAAGCCCAACUCCGGAAGGUCUCAAUACGUAG